Messenger RNA from Saccostrea cuccullata (small rock oyster), 578 nucleotides. RefSeq lists its product as uncharacterized. The transcript is spliced from 2 exons. Gene Ontology annotation, biological process: protein poly-ADP-ribosylation; negative regulation of gene expression. The annotation marks the transcript as partial. Gene Ontology annotation, molecular function: NAD+ poly-ADP-ribosyltransferase activity; transcription corepressor activity; NAD+-protein mono-ADP-ribosyltransferase activity. The record is from RefSeq and is a predicted model, not a curated record. NCBI's taxonomy places the organism in Eukaryota, Metazoa, Mollusca, Bivalvia, Ostreida, Ostreidae. Gene Ontology annotation, cellular component: nucleus; cytoplasm.
GAGGUGACUCGAUAAAGAAGGAAAGUAAAGCAUACAUCAGAUCCAACGGAACUGUUCCAGAAGGUGAUGCAAUAACAGCAAAACCUGGUAAUCUACCCUGUCAGAUGUUGGUCCAUGCUGUUGGGCUGCUGAGGAGAUUUGGAAAUAAUGGAGAGGAAGUGAAACUCAGAAAAGUCAUUUUAAAAUGUUUGGAACUAACAGACAGGAAUAAUUACAGCUCUAUAGCUAUUCCUGCACUCGGUGCUGGCAAUUCGGGAUAUCCCACGGAUCGGUCAGUUUGCACAAUUAUCAAUUCUAUUCAGAUUUAUUUCAAGUCCAAGGAAGACAAGUUCUCCAAUAUCAAGAAGAUCUACUUUUGCGAUAUUGAGGAGAAGAUCGUAAUGGCCUUUAUUGAGUGUUUCAGGAGAAAUUUUGGGAAUCGUAUAGAAGAAAUUUAUGGGGAGAAAGAUUUGGAUAUUGGUAACAGGAAGUGCAGAGAAUUAAGUGUUGAAGUCAGACAAGGGGACAUAACCCAAGAGAAAACUGAUGCUAUUGUCAGCUGUAUUUCAGAAAGUCUGAAUUUCAAUGUAGGCAAGUGA